Macadamia integrifolia is the source of this 1179-nucleotide messenger RNA. RefSeq names its product transcription factor MYB35-like. Lineage: Eukaryota; Viridiplantae; Streptophyta; Magnoliopsida; Proteales; Proteaceae. The transcript is spliced from 3 exons. The record is from RefSeq and is a predicted model, not a curated record. The coding region runs from base 1 to 1179 and encodes 392 amino acids.
AUGGGGAGACCGCCAUGUUGCGACAAGUCAAAUGUGAAAAGGGGCCUUUGGACUGCAGAGGAGGAUGCAAAGAUACUUGCAUAUGUAUCAAUGUAUGGUACAGGUAACUGGACAUCAGUGCCAAAGAAAGCAGGACUAAAACGAUGCGGGAAGAGUUGUAGGCUUAGGUGGACUAAUUACCUAAGACCUGAUCUGAAGCAUGAUAGCUUCACACCCCAAGAAGAGAACUUGAUUGUCAAACUUCAUAAAGCCAUUGGAAGCAGGUGGUCUCUAAUAGCAGCCCAGUUGCCAGGAAGAACCGACAAUGAUGUUAAAAACUUCUGGAACACUAAGUUGAGGAAGAAGCUCUAUGACAUGGGAAUUGAUCCUGUGACCCACAAACCCUUCUCCGAAAUCCUGACUGACUAUGGGAACAUUGGUGGUCUCCCGAAAGCAGUUAGUUCCCUUAAUAGAGACUUGAGGAAUGCAUUCACAUCCAAACCAGAAGCAUCUUCAGCAAGUGGCAUCUCUGAUAUCACAAGCCAUUCAAUGGGAGUGAUAAGGACUCCAAUGAUGGAACCAAUUGAAGAUGGACAGUCAGACAGCAUUAGCAAUAACUACUACUCCUGGGACCUUCUGGGUCAGCUUCAGGCCAUAAAACUACUUAAAGAAGUGACGAACUGCAGCAAUCAAGAAGUCACCCAACCCACUUUCUUUAGUGAAGGAUCAUCUUCAUCAUCAUCAUCAUCAUCUUCUACUGCCAUACAAGUGAGUUCACCACCAUCCUUUCCUUGCCCACAGUCACCUCCACCUCAAACUACACCAUCCGCUCAAUUCAGUUGGAAUGAAUUCCUUCUAGAAGACGUGUCUCUUCCUCCCGGUCAACAACAACAGCAACAACAAUACGUUCAUGGGUUGUCAUCAGCUGGUUCUUCAAGCCUAACAGAGGUACAUGGUGGGAUGCAGCAAAGCCAAUUAACCGGUGGAGAAACUAUCAAUAAUUUCUGUGUUGUAGGAGACAUGGACUGGGGUGCAUCAAAUGACAUAGGGCAGAGUUAUCCAGGAGCAGUCGGAGGGGAAGCCAGCAAUGUCUUUGGCGAAUCUAUGUUGACUAAUAAUUCAUUCGUGAAGGCAAUAUUGGAUCAAGAUAGCCAGAUGUCGUGGGAGUUCCCUGAUAUUUUGGGGGAACCAUUUUACUAG